CUCGCCAAAUGCAGACUGGAGCAGUCGCGAGCAAAGCACAGGUGCCCGUCAUUUCGUGAAUAAAAAAAAAAGAAAAAUGAAGUGCCUAAUUAAUCUUGUGAUUUGUUCAUUGUGUAUAAACUUGACCUUAAGUGUUAAGGACACAUAUAGAGCGGCUGUAGUCGUCGAUCCUCCUAAAACCGUAGACCUUGGCAGAUACGUCUCUUUCAUUCAGGAUGCUGCCAAAUCUAAAGCUGAUAUUCUAGUUCUACCUAGUCCAGAAAAACCUAACUACGGUGAGGAAUAUUAUGAUGAGGCAGUCAAAACUCUCUCUGAAGCAGCGAAAGAGAACAAGAUAUACGUAGUUGCCCAUCUAUACGAGGAGACCCGUUGUCAUGGCGAGAGUGAAGUGGUCAGAAACAAUUUGGUAUUCGACAGGCGAGGGGCUGUCAUUGUUGUUUACAGAAAACCUUUAAACAAAAGGGCUAACUGCACUACUUCCCCAUCGGAAAUAAUUGAGUUCACAACUGACUUCGGAGUAACUUUCGGUCUGAUGAUGGAGGAGGACCUCGUUUUGAAAAAGCCGAGGUCGUUGAAGAACUAUAUCGUCGCUGGGGAGUGGCGGUCUGAAAUACCAUUCUUGAGCGCUUCCCAGUUCUCAUCAUCUUGGGCAUACGUCACAAAUGCUAACCUGGUAUUUUCUGGGGGUAUCUACGCUGGCAAGGCUGGAUUGAAGUCUGGAUCGGGCAAAAUGUCUGUUGUGGAACUCCACAAAAACUGUGAUUCAGGAGAAACCAUAGCACCAGUAGUUCCACCGACUAAAUCAUACCCCAGCGAAGAUGCACUGCACCUGUACGCCGUCAAAGCAGUAAACGUGGAGGUCAGCCUUCGCGGUUAUACUGAAACCGUGUGUCACGAUGAAUUAUGCUGCGAAUUCUAUAUCAAAAGCGACUUCAUUGGUUCAACCCCAAGUGAAGUAAGCUACGGUCUAGCAGCGUUCAACGGCGCCCGCCACUUUGGUGUCCACUAUCACAUCGGCGCUCAGAGCUGUGCAGUUUUCGCCUAUAAACCUGGUGGCAUUACUGGAUCGGAAAGCAACAGCACGAACCUACAUUUCGAGAAAAUCACCGUAACGGGCAACUUCAGCGGCCCUAACAAAUCCCAAUUCCCUAUUAUCUUGUCGUCUGCCAAAAACGAUAUUUUGAGCACUAAAUUCAAAUUUGAAACUUCACAAAUGUCUCAAAAAAUGACUAUUGAAGCUUCUGAUGGGGAUAUACUAAGUUUUGGCAUAUUCGGUAGAGAUUUUUCAAAAGAUUUUGAAUCUGAAAAUAUCCGACAAGUUAACAGCGAAGGCUUGACUUGGGACGUUUAUGAAUACUUGUAUAACGAGGAUGUGCAAGAGUUCUUCGAUUAUGUUUGGAUUAGAUUGCGUAUCAUGUUAGUUAUUGUUUCCAUUUAUAUAUUAGAAAUGAUGUAAGAGACGUUUUUAUAAAUUUUCCUCAGUUUUUUAAAGCUAUUUUUCUAUAAUGCCUUUAACAGUUUAAACCUUAUGGUUAUAUAAGGUUGAAUUUUCUGUGGAGAAUUUUGAUAUUACACAUAUAAAUAGCUGUGCAGCGUACAUUACAUUACAUGUCUUUCAAUGUUAUUUUUUAAAUAUUGUGAUUUUUAGUCAUGUAACGUACCAGUGGGGUAAAGAAUCCAUUCGAGAUUUACGUAAUAUUAUUUAAUGUAAUAUCAGACAUUGAAACCUAUGCCGUCACUGAACAAAAAAGCUACCUUUCAGGAAAUGAACCUUAAUGCUUUUGAAAAUAAGUGUCAAUUUGGAAAAGCAAGAUUUUAAUUUAGUGACAGUAUUAUUUUCAGCGCGCGAUUUAUUUUAACUCUGUCAAAUUACAAGAAAGUGAUCUUGUUACUAAAAGAUAAACAAAAAUGUUGUGUUCUUGUGUGUUUCUAUGUAAUUGCAACUAUAUUUCGUCCAUUUAUUUAACUUUUGACAGCUCGAAUUCUAAUCAAUUAGUGACGUCCUAAUGCGUGUCAGAUUCGUUUUUAUAAGAGUCGAUUUUAUUUAUGUACAAGUGUUAAUCGUGAAUGUGAGCGUGUUUAAAAAAGAAGAUAUUGUCUUAUUGGGAUCGUGACGUUGCGUUUGA
Hyposmocoma kahamanoa is the source of this 2126-nucleotide messenger RNA. RefSeq names its product vanin-like protein 1. The transcript has 9 exons. The record is from RefSeq and is a predicted model, not a curated record. Lineage: Eukaryota; Metazoa; Arthropoda; Insecta; Lepidoptera; Cosmopterigidae. The coding region runs from base 77 to 1456 and encodes 459 amino acids.